GCACUGCUCGCUACAGACGAUCAAGCAGCAAAAGCUGCAGAGACCAGCCCAAUGGGACAGGCACUCCGUCAAUGUACUUCAUUGUUUGCCCGGAGGAGCUGUGUGCGGGAAAACUAGUACAUUACUCUUGCUUACGUUUUUAUCCAUAGGUUCUCUACGGUUCUUUUAUACCAGUGGUCUCUACACGUGAUUCUUGAUUAUUCAUCCUGCAACUUUCACUUAUGAUUCGCGAUUAUGGGGCAAACGUGUGGUUUCUCUCUGGGAAACAUCGUUUUGGUCCUCCUGCUGUUGUGUAAAGGGUCAGUUGGACUCUACUUCCCCCAGAAUCAGUACAAGGAGACUGUGUACGUCGGGCAGUCUGCAGGGACACCCGUGCUCCAGGUCCACGCCAUGGUGGAGAGCGACUCUCAACGGCCCCACUUCUACCUGUGCUACCUGAGGCCUCCAACCUAUGCCCCGUGGUUCCACCUGGACGAGACCACAGGGAUACUCUCCAUGAAUAAGACCCUGGAGUGGAGCGACUUUGACUCUGCAUAUAAGUUUUGGAAGCUGCCGCUGAGUGUCAUUGCUGCGACCAGACCGUUGAAGAAGUUCCUCUGUGGCCUCGGCCACCCCACCGUACAAGUCAGCCUGACCUUCAUCAAUGACACGGCGCCACCGUGUGGCCAGACCAGACCAGAGCUGAAGAAACUGUGCUUCCCUGACAAAGACCUGAGCUCCCACAUCAAGGAGAACAGGUUCCCCGGGGCCCUCCGCCAGCUCAGACAGCUCACCAGGCUUAACGUCUGCCCCAACUACACCAUCUCCUACAGUGUAGAAUCCGAUGUUCCGGCCCCAUUCGCUGUGAAUGAAAACACCACUGAGUUGGUAGUGACUGCUCCGUUGGACCGGGAGGAGAGCGAGACAUACAGUCCCAUGCUGAUCUGCACAGUGCAGACUGACACAAUGGUAGACACCUUUUUUGUUACACUGCAUAUCAACGUCUACGACGAGGACGACAAUGCGCCGUAUGUCAGUGGAACAGACACAGAGGACGUGGUGCUGGAAUUUGAUCGCAAGCAGGGAAGUUCUUUUGGCAACUUGGUUGUCUAUGAUAGAGACACAACACCCAGGUAUCCCAAAUCCCAGAGUCAGAAUAGAUUUGUCGGAAAUAUGAUGACCAAUGACUCAUGGAUAAAUGAAAUGUUCACCAUAGAAUACUCUUUCAAAGAAGAAAAGGCCAUUUUUGGUAACGUCCGAGGCACUGUUCAUGAGUUCCGGCUCGCACUGAAGAAGAAUUUGUCUGUAACGGAGAAUAGGACCUUCCAGCUGGAUUACCUGGUCAAUGACACUACAUACCCCGGUCCAGAGGGAACUGUGAUGCUGCACUACAAUAUCACCAUCUUACCUGUCCCCAUUCUCUUCACCAAUGUGACAUACCUCUUCGCACUAACACGUAGAGCUAAUGUCUACUCCCAGGUCGGUAGGAUUUGUGUGGACAACAGCCUGAAGUUCCAGGGCAUCAAUGUCACAUACCGGCUAGUAGUAGCAGAGAAGACAGGGAAUGUGUCCGACGACGUACAGUCAUGCUACGCUGCGAUUAGCAUUGCACAGAGCCUCAAGGACAUGGUGGGGUUGCUAUAUGUGAACGACACAGAGGCGCUUCGCAGGCCAGAGUGCCAGGACCUGCAGUAUGUGGUUAUUGCUCAAGAGCAACAGAAUCUGCUGCAGGCUAGCACUCAGAUCCUCGUUGUGCUCGAUAGCGAUAUUGAUAAGCAGGGCCUAGAGGACCAGCAGUUCCUCUCCUGUGCAAAGGGAAGACAGCGUGGGGAUUGUGAGACUAUCAGAGGCCUGGGGGCAACCACAGGGAGGUGCCAAUGGAGACAGGGCUCUGCAAAAGGAAUAUCAGAAAGUUAUUCCACCUGCUCCCCUGACCUCCGCACGUGCCCUGAUGGCUUUUGUGAUGCAGUUGAAAGCAAAGACGCAUCAAUAUGUCCUCAGGAUUGUACAAUUGAACCCGUCAUAGGUGGUCAUGAGAAGGGCAUCAUGUCUGGCAUUAGAGCUGGCCAUGGAACCUGCUACUGCUACUCUGAAAAAUGCUUCUGUGAGAAGGAUGAUAUAGAGGAGGCCAUGUGUGACGAGGUCUGCAAGACCAUCAUUGCCACUGCCGUGCUGCUCUCCUUCAUCGUCUCCAUUCUCCUGUCCUCCUACUUCAUCCAUCGUUACCACAAGAACUCCCCUAAGCCGCCCAUCACCUCGGCUGAGAUGACCUUCCGGCGGCCCGCACAAUCCUACCCAAUCAGCUACUCCGCUAACAACAUGCGCCGUGGCUCGUUGGACUCCAUGGAGAACCAAGUAGCCAUUGACACCUUCAAAAUACCUGAGGAUCCCAAAUGGGAAUUUCCACGCAAAAACCUGGUGCUGGGCAAAACGUUAGGAGAAGGGGAGUUUGGGAAGGUUGUCAAGGCGACUGCAUUCCGGCUGAAAGGAAAGGCUGGUUACACCACAGUAGCUGUGAAAAUGCUUAAAGACCACGCCUCACAUAGUGAACUGCGGGACCUCCUGUCAGAAUUCACCUUACUGAAGCAAGUCAACCAUCCACACGUCAUCAAGAUGUACGGAGCCUGCAGCCAGGAUGGUCCAAUGUAUCUGAUUGUAGAAUAUGCCAAAUAUGGGUCACUGCGCAACUUCCUGCGUGAGAGCCGAAAGGUGGGACCCAGCUACAUGUCAGGCAACGAUGCCAACCGCAACUCGAGCUACCUGGAGAAUCCAGAUGAGAGGGCACUCACCAUGGGCGACCUGAUCUCUUUCACCUGGCAGAUCUCCAGGGGAAUGCAGUACCUGGCUGAAAUGAAGCUUGUUCACAGGGACCUCGCUGCAAGAAAUGUCCUAGUUGCGGAGGGCCGUAAAAUGAAGAUUUCUGACUUUGGUUUGUCCCGUGAUGUGUAUGAGGAAGACUCAUAUGUGAAGAGGAGCAAGGGUCGAAUCCCAGUGAAAUGGAUGGCAAUAGAAUCCUUGUUUGAUCACAUUUACACAACACAAAGUGACGUCUGGUCCUUUGGUGUGCUGUUGUGGGAGAUUGUGACACUGGGUGGAAACCCGUACCCAGGCAUCGCCCCUGAACGCCUCUUUAACCUCCUCAAGACUGGCUACAGGAUGGAGAAACCAGAAAACUGUACUGAGGAAAUGUAUAAUCUGAUGCUUCGAUGCUGGAAACAGGAGUCGAACAAAAGGCCCAUAUUCAUAGACAUCAGCAAAGAGCUGGAGAAGAUGAUGGUGAAAAACCGGGAUUACCUGGACCUGGCAGCGUCUACGCCAGCCGACGCCCUACUGUACGACGACGCCCUCUCCGAAGAGGACACACCCCUAGUGGACAGCAAUAAUGCCCCUCUCCCUCGAACCAUUCCCUCCACAUGGAUUGAAAACAAGCUCUAUGGCAUGUCAUACCCGAACUGGCCUGAGAAGAGCCCCGUACUGCUCAACAGACUUGAUGCCACUAACCCAGUCUUUACAAGAUAUGCCAAUGAUAGCGUUUAUGCAAACUGGAUGGCUUUGCCUUCACCCGCAAAAAUUGUGGACAAGAUUGAUAGUUAAAAGCAAAAACCAUUGUCGAAAAUAAAGAUUCCUAAUGGGGUAGAUGUGUAUAUUUAUAUAAAACUGUACAUAUACAAUCUGAAGUUGGUGCCCUUUCAUUUCUGUUGCACGGGGGUAUUCCAAGUUAAAACUGGGGGAUUUCAAAAGUGCAUUUGCUGAAAAAUGGCUGGAAUUACAUAGACAGUGUUUCAAGCAGCUCUUCGGUAUGUUAAUCAUUACCUCAAAGUCAUGUUGGCCAAGUAUCAUUGCAUGACCGUGUACCAGGUUGUAUGUCAAUGUUAAUGUCUUUCAAGUGCCUGUGCCGCUUCUACGAUAGCCUCCAAUUAGUAGUGUACGACUGUGAAGAUGUUGUUUCCAGACCAGAAAUUAAAGGGGACUUCUUUACCGUCACCUGCCCUAUAAUGGUAGACCUGUGAGGUUAAGAUGGACAAAGAGUGGACACUGAGUUCAUCCAGAAAAACGGCAAAGUUUCUACUUCAUAUGAUCAUGUUCUUUGAAAUGUAAAAAACACUUGUCUUUCCACUUUAAUAGAAUGUGGGCAUGUUCGGUGUCAAAGCUGCAGCUCACCAUUUGAUUCCUCGUAAUGGCAAUCUUUGUGCAACAGUUAGCUAGGAUUUCUGAAAACAAAUGAGUGUUAUCAAUUGUUGUUUUAUCAUUACGUGAUUAUGUUGCAAUCAAUAAAAAGUUCAAAUGUGUGCGAUCUAUUUA
Messenger RNA from Oncorhynchus keta (chum salmon), 4281 nucleotides. Its product is annotated as proto-oncogene tyrosine-protein kinase receptor Ret. The record is from RefSeq and is a predicted model, not a curated record. Lineage: Eukaryota; Metazoa; Chordata; Actinopteri; Salmoniformes; Salmonidae. The transcript is spliced from 20 exons. Gene Ontology annotation, molecular function: calcium ion binding; transmembrane receptor protein tyrosine kinase activity; ATP binding. Gene Ontology annotation, cellular component: membrane; signaling receptor complex; axon. Gene Ontology annotation, biological process: multicellular organism development; protein phosphorylation; homophilic cell-cell adhesion. The coding region runs from base 235 to 3573 and encodes 1112 amino acids.